AUGGGUGAGCUGCCACCAGCAAUCGUAAUAGACAAUGGCUCAGGUCUGCUCAAGGCUGGCGUUGCUGGGGACAAGGAACCACGGACCACCUUCACCAACUUGAUAGGGCGGGCCAAGGCCAAGUCUGUGAUGCUAGGCGCUGGCCAGAAGGAGUUCUACAUAGGAGACGAGGCACAAGCCAAGCGAGGGAUCCUCUCUCUCAGAUACCCAGUAGAACAUGGAAUUGUCACAUCCUGGCCAGACAUGGAGAAAAUAUGGAGGCACGUUUAUGACAACGAAUUGAAGUUAAACGCUUGCACAAGACCAGCACUGAUAACGGAGGCACCGCUCAACCCACUGGCCAAUCGUGAGCAAAUGACAAAACUGCUCUUUGAAAAAUUUGAGACACCAGCCAUCUAUGUGGCCAUCCAAGCUGUGUUGGCACUCUAUGCUGCAGGCCUCACCACUGGUUGUGUGAUGGAUUCUGGAGAUGGAGUCACCCACACAGUACCAAUCUUUGAGGGCUACUGUUUGCCUCAUGCGGUUCUCCGGCUUGACCUGGCAGGACGGGAUCUCACUGACUACCUCAUGAGAAUACUGAGGGAAAGUGGAGUUGCCUUAGUGAGCACAGCUGAGAGGGAAAUUGUGAGAAUCAUGAAGGAGGGCUUGUGCUAUGUGAGUCUGAACCCUGAGGAGGACAUGGCUAAAAGACCUAAUGAGUUAGAGAAAACUUGGAAGCUCCCUGAUGGACAGAUCAUUAAAGUCCACAACCAAAUGUUCCACUGCCCUGAGACCCUCUUUUGUCCAUCUAACAUUGGCGUGGAAGCCCCUGGAAUCGAUAAACUCCUCUUCAACACCAUCAUGAAAUGUGACAUCGACUUGAGGACAACCUUGUAUGCCAAUGUGCUCCUUUCUGGUGGUUCCAGUCUCUUUCCUGGCAUUGCUGACCGCUUGACAAAGGAGCUGAUUCGCAUGGCUCCCAAGGACACGGAGGUGAUGGUCAAUGCACCCCCUGACAGGAAGAUCUCUGUCUGGAUGGGAGGUUCCAUUCUUGCUUCUCUCUCUGCCUUCCAGGAGAUGUGGAUUUCCAAGGAAGAAUAUGCUGAAGUUGGGCCCAAUAUAGUACACAGGAAAUGCUUCUAG
Molecule: messenger RNA, 1122 nt
Organism: Gekko japonicus
Lineage: Eukaryota; Metazoa; Chordata; Lepidosauria; Squamata; Gekkonidae
Gene: ACTRT3
Product: actin-related protein T3
Exons: 2
Coding region: 1-1122 (373 amino acids)
Source: RefSeq, a predicted model, not a curated record